Messenger RNA from Hipposideros armiger (great roundleaf bat), 2364 nucleotides. RefSeq names its product small integral membrane protein 17 (gene SMIM17). The transcript has 4 exons. NCBI's taxonomy places the organism in Eukaryota, Metazoa, Chordata, Mammalia, Chiroptera, Hipposideridae. Bases 564 to 914 code for a protein of 116 amino acids. The record is from RefSeq and is a predicted model, not a curated record.
GAUCUGGAUCCUUCUCUCAGAGAGGGGACUCCAGUGGCCGCCAGGAAAACAGCAGAAGGAAUCUGACACUGCACCCCCAACCCCUCUCCAGCCCACAUCCCUGACUGGGAAGGGGAGGGAUGUCUCUCCUGGUGCUUAGAAGCCUUCAGAAGUCAGCUGCCUGCCCGCGGAUUAGGACAAGGGCAGGCUUUAGAACCAGUUGGUCUCAGGUCUGAAUCACGAGGGCUCACUGGCUGUGUGAACAGUGCCUGCUGCCUGUCAGCCAUUGGGAAUCAGCGGUGAGCAAGACAAUUCACAUCUCACCUCUCAGAGGGAGGCUAAUCUUCUUAUCUGAUUCCCUUUUUUAAAAUUAUUACUUUGUUUUAUUUCUCAACAGUUGAUAAGUAAAGACAUUUUCUUUGUCAAGGGUCAAAGGAUAUUGAUAAAGCAAAAUUUCCUGCAGAUCUCAACUCAUCUCUGCUCUAGAGUCCUCAGGUUGCAAAUCCUGUACCUGGGGAACCCGACGGACUUUCGGACAGGAGGAGAAGGAGAAGCCUGCCUUGGAAGUGCUGCUUCCUGGGAAGAUGCAGAGUCUCAGGCCUGAGCAGAUCCGGGGGCUGCUGGAGCCCGAGAGGACCAAGACACUGCUUCCUAGGGAGAGCAAGGCCUGGGAGAAGCGUGCCACCUUCGCCAAAGACUGGGUAUCGGUCGAGGUUGGGGCCCCCACCUGUAACAGUGAUGAGAAAGAUCUGUCUUCACAAGAGAUUGGGCUUUCCCAGGAGUGGAGCUUGGUGGAGGAAGACUAUGAGACAGAGGAGUCCCAGGGUUUUGUGGAGUGGCCAAAAGCCCCACAACAAACAACAAUACUCUUGGUCCUGUGUGUGCUUUUCUUGUUCCUGGUGUUAACAGGGAUGCCUAUGAUGGUUUACAUUUAACCCUAACAGUGGCUCUUGUCUUGAAAGAGACCCCCUGUGUCCUGUUAAGGAAGGGUCCUGGUUAAACAGCAGGAAUGGGUAUUGGAUAUUAUCAAAUGCCUUUUAAACAUCCAUCAAGACGAUUUUGUUUGUAUUUAACCUUUUGGUGUGAGUCUUUGCAUUGCUAAACUGCAUUGAAUUUAAGACAACAUCGACUGUAAAACAUAUUAUUUUGUAUGCCACUGAGAAAGAAAGAAACGCUCCUUAAUUAUAAGAUGCUACCAACUGGGAGAUGCAUCGUGACUUCAGAGAAGGUAAAAAAAGAAAGUGCAGCUUGGGCUUCAUGGAAUCUGGUAGAUUUCUUCAUAUCACAUCAUCUUUGUCUCCGUGGGAUGUGGAGCACCAGUCUUUUUAGAAACUGAAUUCUAUUUCUUGAUAUUUUCUGUAGUAUUAUUGCCUCUACCUUCAUAUGUAAAAUUCAUACUAUAUUUGCCAAGUUUAGGUAUCAUGGCGAAGUUCGCCUCAUAGAAGGACCAGAGUAAAAUUUUCUCGUUUUCUCUGCUUUCGAAUAAUUUCUGUAGCUUGAGAAGUGUCAAUCCCUUGACAUUGAGAAAAAGUAGCUCAUAAAGGAGCCAGGUCCUACAGCUAUGGUGGGGACGUCUCAGCUAAUUCUUAGACAGCUUUCUCAGUUUCUUCCCAUGUUGUUAGUUUAUUAUUCCUUUUUAUGUCACUAAUUUUGAUGAUUUCUAAUGUUCUUUUAUCCCCUAGAAUAUUCUUCAUGCCAUUGAGCUUUUCAGAUUAUUGGCUUAGUGAUGCAUAUUUUUUAUAAUUAAACAAAAUCUUAUCUUCCUUUGGUUCCAUCCCCUUUCUUCCUUUCAACUUCUGUUUGUGGUUUACCCAUUAUUCAAUUUUUCAAAGGUUUAUCUAGUUUAUUAUUAUUUUUCUGAAGAAGCAGCAUUAAGAUUUAUUUAUGUCCAUUAUUUCUCUACUUUGUAAUUUGUUUUCCUUUACUACGUAUUGGGUUUAUCUUUUAUUGUUUCUAUUCUUUGUCCUCUAUUGUUGAUUACUUAAUUAAUUUAUAUUCUCUUUUUACAGAAUUAUUUGCUGCAUUUCUGUGCUGAAUGGUAUAAAUGUACUUCUGGUGACAGGCUUGACCACAUCUGAAUGUCUGAACAUUUGUGUUCUUGUUUAUGUUGUUGUCUAAAUAUUAGAUUGCCGUCUCUCUAAAGAGUGCUUUGAAAUUCAGUGAUUGGGUUUAUUGAAAAAUAGUUUUGUUUUCUUGAUUUACUGCACUGUGAACAGAAAAAGUGGCCUAUGAUAUAUUUGCUCUCAAAACCUUUUUAAAAAGCCUUUAUUGUGGCCCAGACCAUGUCCAAGUUUGUACAUGUUUCAUGGAUGUUUAAGAGGAAUAUGCAUUUUCUGUCUACAAUUUAAAACUCUACGUGUCUGUUAAUUAAGUCAGUCUUAUUUA